Messenger RNA from Sphaerodactylus townsendi, 2363 nucleotides. RefSeq names its product solute carrier family 27 member 1 (gene SLC27A1). The record is from RefSeq and is a predicted model, not a curated record. Gene Ontology annotation, cellular component: mitochondrial inner membrane; plasma membrane. Lineage: Eukaryota; Metazoa; Chordata; Lepidosauria; Squamata; Sphaerodactylidae. Bases 16 to 1194 code for a protein of 392 amino acids. Gene Ontology annotation, biological process: positive regulation of heat generation; phosphatidylcholine biosynthetic process; phosphatidylinositol biosynthetic process. The transcript has 8 exons. Gene Ontology annotation, molecular function: long-chain fatty acid transmembrane transporter activity; fatty acid transmembrane transporter activity; long-chain fatty acid-CoA ligase activity.
AAGGAACAGGUUCGUAUGUUUCUGCUUCAACAAAGGAACAGAAUGCGCACAAUUGGGGUCUGUACUGCCGCUUUUGGAACUCUUGGACUAAUGCGUUUUUUUGGUAUGCCCUGGUGGUGGAGCGUUGCAGCUGCCCUGGGUAUCUACAUCGGCAGCGGCGGCUGGAGAUUCCUUCGGAUCAUCUUUAAGACUGCCUUGAGGGACCUCCUGGGCCUGUCAGUGCUUAUUCAGGUCAAGUACGAAUUGUACUGUCAUCGGAAAGCCAAAAGCAAUGUGCCCAAGAUCUUCCAGGAGAUGGUACGCCGGCAUCCGGACAAAGUAGCCCUGAUCUAUGAGGCCACUGAUGACAAGUGGACAUUCCGGCGCUUAGAUGAGUUCUCCAACUCCGUGGCCAACUUCUUCUGCCAGCAAGGCUUUCUUCCGGGUGACUCCAUUGCCAUCUUUAUGGAGAGCCGUCCGGAGUUUGUGGGCCUCUGGUUAGGGAUGGCCAAAGUGGGCAUCGAGGCGGCCCUCAUCAACUUCAACUUGCGCCUCGAUUCACUGAUGUACUGCGUGAAAACCUCAGGGGCCAAAGCCCUCAUUUUUGGCGGGGAGCUGUCAGCAGCGGUCGCUGAGGUGAAUGGCAUGCUGGGUAAAAAUAUGGUCAAGUUCUGUUCUGGAGACAUGAACCCUGAAUCCGUUCCUUCGGACACCAAGCAUCUGGAUCCUCUUCUGGCUCAAGCAUCCAAAUCUCCUUUGGCUCAGGUUUCACCUAAGGGAUUGGACGAUCGACUGUUCUACAUCUACACCUCUGGCACAACUGGAAUGCCAAAGGCCGCCAUUGUAGUGCACAGCAGAUAUUACCGAAUAGCAGCUUUUGGAUAUUAUGCCUACAGAAUGACUCCCAAUGACAUAAUCUAUAACUGCCUACCACUGUACCACUCAGCAGGUGUGGAAGGCAAAGCUGGAAUGGCAGCAAUUGCUGACCCAGAAACCAAACUGAACCCCAACGUGCUGUACCAGGAAAUGCAGAAAGUGCUACCCCCCUACGCACGGCCCAUCUUCCUUCGACUCUUGCCUCAGGUCGACACCACAGGCACUUUCAAAAUCCAGAAGACCCGUUUGCAAAGGGAAAGCUACAAUCCACACCAAACCUCCGAUCGGUUAUAUUUCUUGGAUGUAAAACUUGGCAAGUACCUACCGGGCUGGAUCUAGACUCAUGCUUGAGAGAACAUCUAGGCUAGGAAGGUGUCUCUCAGGAUCAGACAUCAGCAAAAAGCUCUACCUGCUGGAGAGCUGGUUGCUGGGAAACCUUGCCUGGGCAGAGACACAGACUUGGCUAGAAAAGGCAAAGUGAGAGUUUCGUUCACAAAAUCUAUAGCAGAGACAAAACCAGCCAAGGCGUGGGGGUGGGCUUUUCUUCCUCUUUUUCAAAAAGCACAGUAACCGUUUCCUGGGUCAAAAACGUGGCCAUUUUCUACCGUCCAAUCUUUAGAAUGGUUUACUUGGUCACAACCAUGGCACUGGGAUACUUCAUACCUAACAGGAACAGCUGAUGAAACUGUAUCGUAACCUUUAAAGCCCUCGAUGUGAUGGGUGUUAACUGAGCCAGCAAUAGCCUUAUUCCGUGUCUUGACACUGUUCCACUCCUUGGAGGCAGCAGCAUGAUUACUGUUGUCAAACCGUCCAGUUCUGGGAUUUCCAUACUCCUAAUUUUCACUGUAGACUGUCAGUCAUCAUCACUGGGAAAGCUGCCCUUGCAUUUAUACAGUGGCUGGCUGGCAACAUCUCUUCAUCUAGUCUUAUCUUUUUAAACCUGACCAUUUUGAUUUAAAUAUUUGAAGGCUAUUGUGGAAAACCAAAAAGGAAGUUAGGCAUAGAAAAAUGCCCUUUGCUCUUGAUGACCUGCCUGAAGAUCUCUGUGCUGUUCAAAAAGUCCAGGCUUCUACAAAUGUCUGCAUUGUGCAUUUGCAGGAAGGAAGCAGCCUAUAUCUUCUUGCUUCAUCUGCUUAAGGGCAUGCUGUGCAAAUGGCAGUUCUUGGCACACAGUUGUGAAGUUACUGAGUUGUGGUCAUCUGGAAUUUCAAGAAAAUGGUUUAAUAUUACUAAAUAAUGUGAUGCUUACUCAGUCUGGCUGACCUGGGCUCCUUUUUGAAGGAGGUACAGGAUAACUGAUCAAAGGGAUUUGCAACAUAAUGUUGAACCGUGUUCAACUGUUCUGCUUUUUUCACCCCAGAUGCAUCAUUUAUACUUGGCACACUACUUCCAAAAAAGAAGGGGAAAUCUGUGGAGUCUUCUGGGUGGCCGUGUGAUAGAAGGCUAUUACUGGUUUCCCUCUGAAAACAAUUGAUGUGGGAGGACAUUAAAUCUUUUACACUAACUUA